Ostrinia furnacalis (Asian corn borer) is the source of this 1232-nucleotide messenger RNA. RefSeq lists its product as uncharacterized. The transcript is spliced from 3 exons. NCBI's taxonomy places the organism in Eukaryota, Metazoa, Arthropoda, Insecta, Lepidoptera, Crambidae. The record is from RefSeq and is a predicted model, not a curated record. The coding region runs from base 59 to 385 and encodes 108 amino acids.
UAAAUACACAGUAAAAGGAAGAGCUUUAGUGUUUAUUCCUGUUAACGGGUCAGGUAAAAUGUCCAUUAAUUUUGGAACAAACCAGUUAAAAUUUUCGAUUCGACUUCAAAGUAACAGUUCGGACACCUGGGUAGACUCUUUGCAAUUGGCGUUUCAAGUGGGCAGCAUUAAGGCGUCCUUAGAAAACGGUCCGGCAGCACUCAGUGCAAUUCUCAACAGUUCCGGCGUCAGCAUAAUCCAAAGCAACCACGACGCCAUUGUACAGGUGGUCCGGAAUUUGAUCCUGCCUGUGAUGAACAAUUUCCUAGCUGGAAUGACGCCUGACCAGCUGUUCCAGACUAUAUCUGGAAAUAGUACCAUAUCGCCGAAUGUCGUACGCGUUUAAUGAGACUACAUUCUACUUUGUAUAAUAUUUAUUGAUUUAUAACUAAGUAGAAGUGACUUAAUUAUUAUUUAUAAAUAACUACUUAAGUAGAUUGUUAUUUUUUUACGAAUUUUUACAACGAAUCACGAGUGCAACGAGUAGGUACCUAACGAUAGUCGUUAUUAAGUAAGUGCAAACUAAUGUCGGAUAUGGCGCCUCCAAUUUCGGAAAUUCGUAUUUUGUGUGUAGAUUUUUUUAUUUCUUAAAUCUGCCGUCCCUUAUUAAAAUUUCCCUAGGCUCCAGCUUAUUCAGCCUGCUGGUAAAUCCGCCACUGGAGAAAGAGUUAACUAGUUUUAAUUGCUAAGUAAAAGUAAGUCUGUACUACUUUCUACAUCAAUUUGUUAAGUUUUAUUGAUUAACAAUGAAAACACCUUUUAAACAAAUAAGUUUUUAUUAAAUAAAAAUGUUAAUCACCUUUUUCACAAAAAAACUAGAUUAUUUGUUCUGUUCAUCUGUUCCUUCCAACUUUAUUUUAAAACAGCUCUCUUUUCCUGGUAUCUGGAAGAGAUCGCUUCCUAGCGAUCGGACCGCUUAAAUUGUGUAGCCUCGGGCUUAGUCACCGGCUCACCACGCAUUCAGUGUGGUGGACGCACACUAAGAAAAGUCGCCGAGCCUACGCAAGAAACCGUGACAUUUCUACACCCACACGAACUGUGUAAGUACAUUGAUCCGGCGCUGACCAAGAAAUAAUUUCUUGUCUGCGCUAGAUACGACACGCGGUGGACGCCCGUGAUACGCAGUGGACGUUUUAACGUUGGUUGUUAGCUAAAUGAAUAUUUAUUUAAUCAUCCAAGUCAAAUAAUAUGAC